GCAUGCAUGAGAAAAUUGCAUCACCCAAGCACGUGUUCUCUUUAAUCUUUUUAGUUUUUCUUAUUAAUUUAAUAAAUGUAAAAAAUUUUUUUUUUUAAUUCAUUUUAUUUAUUUAUUAUUACAGAGAAUAUGUUUGUGGAAGAGGCUCUUGAAGCAGCGAUUUAGAGGGAGGAUUUUAACGCUCGAGAGGUUGCAGAAGGAGUACGAGGAGCAACCAAAUGAAGUCAUCGCCGUCCCAAUUUCUAUUCUCAGAGAUGAAGGAGACGCUGAAUAUGAUGCUGAUGAUGAGACAACAACGGAUGAUGAUGAUGAUGCUGAUGAUGAGACAACAAUGGAUGAUGAUGAUGAUGAUGAUGAGACAACAAUGGAUGAUGAUGAGGAUGGAAUCAUUCAAGAUCAUGACCUGGAAAAUGAGCAGGAGGAUGUUUCAAUGGAAAUAUCUUUUAUUGACUUGGUCAGUGAUGAUGAUGAUGAUGAUGAUGUAAUAUAUUUAACCAGAGACACACGGGAUCAAGAAUAUGAAGAUGAAGAUGAUGUUGAUGAUGCUGAUCAGGAUGCUUUAAUGGAUAUUCCUGUAAUUGACUUGGUUAGUGAUGAUGAUGAUGAUGCAGACACCGUCAUUUUAGAACCAGAGGAGCUGGUUCGGAGGGUCGAGGAUGCAGAUUUCUACAAUUGCUCCUAUACGCCGAGUGAGAGGUCCAGAAGGGGACGAAUUUGUCGUGACCCAAUGUGGUCACAAGAUUAUUUGUUUUAUUAAAUAAUGAUUAAAUGAAUAAAUAAAUAAUUUCCAAUUUUUUUUCCAAGUAUAUUGUUUUUUUUUUUUUUUAAUUAAUCCUA
Messenger RNA from Aphidius gifuensis, 837 nucleotides. RefSeq names its product calsequestrin-1-like. The coding region runs from base 332 to 757 and encodes 141 amino acids. The transcript is spliced from 5 exons. The record is from RefSeq and is a predicted model, not a curated record. NCBI's taxonomy places the organism in Eukaryota, Metazoa, Arthropoda, Insecta, Hymenoptera, Braconidae.